CACCCAAACGUGAUGUAAGAAAACGGAUACUCAGUCUUCUCGUAGAUGUCAAUAUGGACGUUUCGCAGCAUACAGCAUACAGAGCAGACUACGAAUGGGCCAUUGAAUUAAAUCGGCUCAGUUUAACAUUGCUCGGCGUUUGGCCAGAGAACCAUGAAACAAAGCAGAAAAAAUUAAUGUCGGACAUACGUGUGAUCAUUUCAUUUAAUUUACUUACUUGGAUCUGCCUUAUUCCAUCUCUACAUUCAUUGCUGAAAAUUUACGAUGACAUAAUGUCAACAAUCGAUAAUUUACAGUACACCUUGCCGCUUCUGAUGGCGAUGAUAAAACUAUUCAUCAUUUGGCAAAAAAAAUAUGACAUUCUACCUAUAUUGAAUAUGAUCAAAGACGAUUGGCUGAGACCAAAGACGUCGGAAGAAAGGAACAUUAUGAUAAAGCAAGCGCGAAUAGCACGCCUUCUCACGAUAUUUGGUUGUUUCAUGAUGUUACUAUCUGCCAUUUUUGCCCUCGUUCUUCCCCUUUUUGGCAUUUCAAUGAGAUAUAGGACAAAUAGAACGGAUCCAGACAAAUCUUUACCAUUACAAACGCACUAUAUCUACGAUAAGGACAAGAGUCCAUUUUUCGAAAUAACGUAUGUUUUACAGUGUAUUGCAGUAACGCUGAUCGGCGUUAUGUACUCUUGUACGGAUAGCUUCCUGAGUUUGCUCGUCUUUCACGUGUGUGGUCAACUUGUAAAUCUCAAGGAACGUUUGAUCGAUCUUGAUAAGUUUCAGGACUUCAGGAAUGCCCUAUCAUACAACAUUCGGGAUCAUAUGCGUCUUAUCAGAUCUAUCAAUAUCAUUGACAACGUGUUUACUAUAAUGCUGCUAGGAGCACUCCUUUACUUUGGCAUAUUAUUCGCUUUUUACGGUUUUUUAUUUGGUACUAUGUUUAGCCAAGGUCGAAACCUUUCUGUUACACGUUUAACUUUCAUCCUGAUAGUAUCUCUCAAUACAUUUAUGCAUAUGUUUCUCUACUGUGUUUUAGGUGAAAUUUUGUUUGCACAAUGCGAGGCAGUUUACCAUGCUGCAUAUGAAUACAAGUGGUACACGUUGGAACCAAAGAAAGCGAGGAAUAUAUUGAUGAUAAUGAUUCGUGCCAAUAAACCAUUGUAUCUUACUGCGGGAAAAUUGUUUCCAAUGACUAUGGCAAUGUUUUGUAACGUAAGAUUAUAAUGUAACAUAUGUACCCAGCAAACACAAAGUAACAGUUGUUAAAAACAUCAGGUGGUUAUAUUUCGGUUUUAUUGGCGCAUCGAGAAUAAAAAACAAAAAUCUAGAAACCAAUCUAUCUAUUUCUAAUUUUGUGGGAGAUGUAACAAUUCAUAUAUUUGUAUAGUUAUUUGUUAUUUUAUGUACUCUGCGAAUAUUAUGUUCACUUAAAGGAAUAUGUACACAUCAUGUACUCAUUAUAUGUAAUAACUUUCCCCUCACAGCUAAUAAUUAAAAUUUAUAUUCUUUUUCUCCA
Molecule: messenger RNA, 1506 nt
Organism: Ooceraea biroi (clonal raider ant)
Lineage: Eukaryota; Metazoa; Arthropoda; Insecta; Hymenoptera; Formicidae
Product: odorant receptor 43a
Biological process (GO): detection of chemical stimulus involved in sensory perception of smell; sensory perception of smell
Cellular component (GO): plasma membrane
Molecular function (GO): olfactory receptor activity; odorant binding
Source: RefSeq, a predicted model, not a curated record